AUGGCAUUGCAGCAGCCGCUGCUGGCCGGCCCGGGCGGCGGCGACGUGGAGGACGGGUCCCUCCAGCCCCUGCAACCGAAGUCAGAGCCCGACAGCCAUCGCCAUGGUGAGGUUAUGAUCGGCAUCAACGGCCUGGCCUCGGUGGCCUACACCAUCGCCGCGGCCGCCUGCGCGCGCGCGGUGCGAACCUCGCUCGCCUGCCACGGCGUCUCCGCCGGCGCCGGCGCGGCCAACUGCGGCGACCAGGCCGCGUUGUGGCGGGAGAUCGCGGCGUUUGGUGCCGCGCAGCUGGCCGCCUCGCAGCUGCCCUCCCUGGAUGAUGCAGCCUGGUCCUCGGCCGUCGGUGCCGCCACCUCCCUCGUCUACUCCCUCGCCGCCCUGGGCCUCAGCCUGCUGCACGGUGAGCGGCCCGUGAGGGAAAAGCGCGAGGGGCCUUGCAAGCCGCUGGGCCUGGACGCCACGGAGCGGCGGGGGACGAGCACGGGCAUCCCCGCCGCGACGGCCGAGGAGAAGACGCUGGGCGCGCUGAGCGCGCUGGGCGGCAUCGCUUUUGCGCUGGCCUUCCCCACCGUGCUGGUGGAGCGCGCCAUCGCCGGCUCCCUCCUGGUCUCCUUCCUCCUCUACAUGGGCGUGGGCGUGGCAGGCUACGCGGCGUUCGGCAACGAGGUGCCGGACAACGUGCUGGCGAUCCCCCACAUCGGCCCCACCUGGGUGCUGGUCGUGGCCAAUUGCGCGGUCAUCCUGCACCUCCUCUCUGCCUACCAGGUGUACAGCCAGCCUGCCUUUGCCGCGCUGGAGCGCGCCCUGCUGCCGGCACGGGAUCCGCUGGGGGCCACCAAGGCGGGGCAGGCCCUCGUCGUUUCAGAGACACACCCUGUCGUCACGCCAGACCACAGCGAGCCCGCCUGGCCCGCCCGCCUCGUCCUGCGCAGCGCCUACGUCGUGCUGGCGACGGCGCUGGCGGCCCUGCUGCCCUGCUUCUCCCAGAUCCUGGGCCUCAUAGGUGCCCUCCUGUUCUGGCCGGCAGGCGUCUACUUCCCCAUCACGCUCUACCUGCAAGUGACGGGCCGGCGCGGCUGGCAGCGGUGCGUCCUCCUGACCCUCACCAUCCUGCUCUUCUUCGUUUCCCUGGCCGUGGCGGGAGCGGCAGUACACGGGCUGGUGCUGGAGGUGCUGAGGAAGUGA
Messenger RNA from Auxenochlorella protothecoides, 1185 nucleotides. RefSeq names its product Amino acid permease 5. Gene Ontology annotation, cellular component: plasma membrane. Lineage: Eukaryota; Viridiplantae; Chlorophyta; Trebouxiophyceae; Chlorellales; Chlorellaceae. The record is from RefSeq and is a predicted model, not a curated record. The transcript has 6 exons. Bases 1 to 1185 code for a protein of 394 amino acids.